Molecule: messenger RNA, 270 nt
Organism: Zychaea mexicana
Lineage: Eukaryota; Fungi; Mucoromycota; Mucoromycetes; Mucorales; Lichtheimiaceae
Exons: 2
Coding region: 1-270 (89 amino acids)
Source: RefSeq, a predicted model, not a curated record
AUGCCAAACAACGUUAGUGAAUUGGGCUAUAUACUAUUUGGUACACGCGAAUAUGUUUUGGAUCUUGUAUAUCAUGUUCGCAGUUUUCGAUAUCAUCCAGUUCAUGAAUCAGAAUUACAUUGGAUGCAAUUGACUGUAGAAGAGGCACUUAUGUUGUUGUAUCAUGGAUACUUUGAAAAAAACCGUACAGAAGCCGACCUUAUCAGACGCGCAUGGACUUUUAUGGAUAGUUGCUUCGACUCAUCCGAAAAUAUUGUAUCCAACAGGUAA